CUGAGAUUCUACACUCGAUACUCAUUUAUCUUAGCUAUUUAGCCAUCAAUAGUCAAAAAUAAACAAUAACACAACCUACAUAUUCCAUUGAUUAAACAAAACAGUCACAAAUAAAAAUUAUACAUACCUAGUAUCACUCGGUACAGUUUCUUUAAAACAACCCAAACUUAAUUAAUUUAUAUUUAUAAUAAAUGAAUGAAUUUUAAAAUAAAAUUUAUUUAUUAUAUUUUACAAAUUUAGAUUGGAGUUGAACAAAACUUAUUCCCAUUAUUUUAACCCAGGAGCUACCUUUGUAUUUAAUCUACUGGAUAUAUCUCAUUAAUUUAACCAAGUAUAUAUUGUUAAUUUGUUUUGUUUAAAACUUGGUUCAAUUAAGUUGAAUAAUUUGUGACUAGAAUAUUUGUAACGUUUCAACUCUAACUUUGACAGAAGGGUAUCUUUUUUACUUCUCUUUUCUUUUAAACCUUUUUCAAUGUUUAAGGUUUAAUCGUUGUUGAUAGGUAAAAAAUACUUUACUGGCUUUUGGUUGCUACUUUUUACUUUGGAACUUGAUAUGUAUUUAACUAUAUAUUGAUAGAUGUCAAAACCCAGAUUUACGGGUGAUUCCAUCGCACCUCCACAAGUUGGAACUGAUCAAACAACAUCUGAAUCCAACAAUCGCAACUUUGUAGUCAAUCCGUGGGUCCGACGGACACGACAAAAAGUUGGGUUCAUCCCUAACUCUGAAUGGCCUAAUAAGCCUGAACCACCACCUACAUCACCUCCAAUCUAUAAAGUGGUUCCUCCUUCUCCACCCAUUAUUGGAAAACAACCACCAGGGAUUAUUCCCUAUCAUCCCCUUAAUCAACCAUUUUACCCAAACAUGGUUAUAAAGGAUGAUCGAGUCAAGGACCCUAAAUUAAAGUUCCCAAUGGGGAACUACAUGGGACCAUCUGUAAACAUUCCACCAGGGUCAUACAUGCCUGGGCCCAUUUUCCCAAUGGCGAAUGUUGGAGUUGAGGCAAAGCCUGUAUUCGAAAACAGGUUUGGAGCCCCUUUCAUUCAAGGACCUUACUAUAAAGAACCACCUAUCCCCCCAAUUACUUAUAAGCAACCUCCGAUACACAAUCCCAAUUACGAUCACUUGGGAUUCGUGAAUCUUUCACAGGUUAAGGGGAUGAGUACUGGAACUAAAAGAAACUAUGAAACGAUGAGCGAGAUCUCUGAUGAUCAGGAAUCAUCUGGAUCAGAUAAUGAGAAAAAUGAAAGAAUUGACGCUACUUCAAAAACUACCUACGAAAUAAAGUAUUUCACUCCAUUUUUACCGAAACCUCCUGAAAGAUAUAAAACUGAGUAUGAUUUGCACGAGUUGAAGGUUUUUCUUCCACUGGGUGUGAAGGCUUACUUGAAAAAUAUGUCUUUAAACCCGAAACUCUCAAGUGGUUUUGAGACUGGGCCUGUUCGUAACGGCAAGCUUGUGCUUCUUUUAGAUUUGGAUAAUACACUAUUACACACUGCUUCUCAGAGUAGACUGGAUAUGCUGAACAUUGAUACAAGGGAUUUUGUGGAUUCUUUAGGAGACCCCGAGUUGUACACAUUUACCCUACCUAAUUUUCCCAAUGUAAAUUAUUACAUGAAGUUGAGGCCCUGCAUAAGGGAGUUUUUGCAAAUCUUAUCUCUUUACUACGAAAUGUCGAUUUAUACUAACGCAACAAAGGAAUAUGCAGACGUGGUUAUCAGUAUUCUUGACCCGGACAGGUCACUUUUUAUGGACAGAAUAGUUGCAAGAAACAGUGUAGAUGAGAAGGAUUUAUUAAAAAGCGCUUCAAGGUUGUAUCCGGAUUUGGAUACUAGGUUCAUACUUGCAUUUGAUGAUAGAAGAGAUGUAUGGUCUGACAUACCACAUAAGCAGGUGGUAAGAGCAGAACAUUACGACUUCUUCGAGUCAUAUAUCAGUGAAUUGAAUAAUAAUUAUUCUAGUUCUCCUACUCCAUCAAAUAAACAGACCCCGGAAUCUAAUAGUUUUAAUUUGACCACUAAUGUUUCCUCAAGUGCCCCUGGGAAACCUGUCAACGACUAUACUUUUAACAUCGAACAAGAGUCUGAAAGUGACCCUGACGUCACUCGCGAAAAGGUCAGCAUUGUUGAUUACGAUAGGCAUUUGAAGUAUAUGGUUAAGAUUUUUCUCGAGAUACACAAAAGGUUUUUUGCUGAUCCGUUUAACAAUGACGUCGGGUCCAUACUGGAAUCAAUUCAGAGUCAGGUUUUGAAGGGAAUUGGAGUUUUGCUUACAGGUUACAGGAAGAAUACAAAGGUUGCCAAUUCUGUUUUACAUGCGGAUUGUGAACUGAGGCAGAAGGAGAAUCUUUUGGAGUUGGGCGCCUCGCUAGUCUUGAGAUUGAAUGAUUCAAAGCUAACUCACAUCAUGGCUGGGAAGAACUGCACGGACAACAUCACUAAAAGCAGAGACCCACAGUACAAUCAUAUACAUAAGGUUCACACGCUUUGGCUUUACAGCUGCAGAGCAACUUUCAGUAAAGUGGACGAAUCGUUAUUCAAAGUCGACGACAUAUGUAAAAUAUAUUCAAAUGAGCCUCCGCAAGUCCCAAAUAAAGAUCACUGGAAAUUUAUAAAUCCAAAUGCUGGAUCUUUCAAGGACUCUAAUAAAAACGAUAACGGUAAAUCAAAGCAAGAGUUACCAACGAGGAUAUUUAUGGGCACAGGAUCAUAUAGCAACGGGACCGAAGUACUAUCGUCCGUGGAGAAAAUAGUAAUACGAUGGGAUCCCAGUAAGACCAAACUUCUUCAAAACUCUAUAUCAGAUAAUUCGAGACAGAAUAUUAAACAGACAAAAUCUGAGUACACACCCUUUACAAAUGCUAUAAAUCCAAACAAAUUCGCAUUUUAAACUUAAUGUGUUUUUUAUUUGUGUAUAAA
Molecule: messenger RNA, 2916 nt
Organism: Theileria parva strain Muguga
Lineage: Eukaryota; Apicomplexa; Aconoidasida; Piroplasmida; Theileriidae
Gene: fcp1
Product: NLI interacting factor-like phosphatase family protein
Exons: 1
Coding region: 578-2887 (769 amino acids)
Molecular function (GO): RNA polymerase II CTD heptapeptide repeat phosphatase activity
Source: RefSeq, a predicted model, not a curated record